CACAAACACUGAAAAGAUCAUGGCAAGAUGCAGUGCUGUUUCAUGGGGACAGCUACUCUAUGUAUUUCUUUUCCUGUGCAAAGAGACCCUAUCCUUGGAUCAUGUUCCUAUGCUGCUGUGGUCAACAGAUAGCUCUCUCCAUGGCUUGGCAAAGACUUUACAUGAAGGACAUAUUAUUUCAAGGGACAGGUUAUAUGUGUUACUGAAAGAUAGAGUCCUCGGUCCAGAGCCCACAAACAUUAUCUUGUUUCUUCAAGAUGCACUUAGUGUGGAAUACUUCACACAAUACACCGACUUCUCCGGAAAUGAGUCACUAUUUCACAAUGUUCAGGAGCUUCUUGAGACUUCAUCAUCUUCAUUGGUUUUGCCAGCAGUUGAUUGUCAUGCUGUCAGUCAUUUUUCAGGCCACCUCCAGAAGACUCUGAACUGGAACUUGGUAAAUGUAGACAGCCCUGACAUAUCAAAACUAAGAAUUAAUAUCUCCAAACCCAACUUAUUUGAGAUAAACCUACCACCUAUCAGAAGAAAAGAUGAACUUCCCAUUCAAAACAAGCUCAUGGAAAACGAUGAAAUAAUUGGAAGGUUUAUCAGAUCUUUGCAGCAACAAGGAAUUCCAUUUUUAGCCAUUUAUACAGCAAAGCAACCAUCACAGGUACUUGUGAGACAUGAUAUAAUGCGGCAUAGUGAGCGACAAUUAAUGUCUGUUGAAAGUGAAGCAAUUGACUUAUAUCCCCCCCUGAAUGUUACCAAUGGGACCAACACCACGUGCAUCCUUUUUUAUGCAACUAAUUUCACUCUUACAGUCAACGCCACUAUUCACAUGAAUCUAACGAAUUCGACAUUUCUGUUUCAUGCUGUGGACACUACUUCAUCUGUUUGUUCAGACACCAAUGCAACGUUGUCAUUAAAAUACACCAACCUGGAGAAUGAAAAGAUUGGAAUCAAAAUCCUGGAAAUAAGAUUCUUGAUGACCAACAUCUUCUAUACUAGCUCUUCAAAGAAUUGGUUCACUUUAGAUUUUGUUCAUAUUCUGCAAGAUGACAGGGAUGCUGAAGAUGAACUUGCUAAAUUUAAUGUCUCUACUAUUUAUGGUCCUGCGGAGUACUCAUUUCAUUGCUCCUUGGUGGGCACGGACAGCCACUAUGGUGUAACACUAAUUCCAGCCAAUGAUAAAGCUAAAAAAUGGAAAGUUGAUAUUUCUGAUUUCCAAAUCCAAGCUUUCAAUAUUGAAAACAACAUGUUUUCCUACGCGAGCGACUGCACAUCAUUUUUUACACCUGGAAUUUGGAUGGGUCUGGUCACCUCCCUAAUUUUAUUAUUGAUCCUUACUUAUGGAAUCCACAUGAUUAUGAAUCUUACCACCAACAGUAGAUUUGAUGACCCAAAAGGUCCAGCUCUUUCAGUCCCUCAAACAGAGUAACUAUGAAAUUGUAGUUUGGAAGAUUGCAGCUUCUCUGUCAUUGGCUGGACUACCUAAGGCUGAUGAAUUAAGCUGAGUUCAAUAAGGAUAUCAGAUCCUAUACUUGCUAUGGGAGGAAUCAAAUGCAAAGAAUUAAAAAUAUGAAUUGUUUUGAAAAAGUGGUUUUUUUAAAAAAAUAUAGGAGACUGUACAGUAAUACUUCUGCCGACCUUUACUUUCCCCUUAAUAAUUACCUAAAUGAAAAUUCUGAGGCAAAUCUGAGAUUAUUCACAGUCUCUAGUUUCAGCUUUAUAAAAGAAAUCUUAAAAAGCUAUUAUGCAGGUAUUUAAGAAAUUAUUUAAGUAAGAUCAUUAAGAAAAUGUACAUUAAGAUUAAAAAUUUAUCCUAAACACAUUUUAACAGAAAAAUAGGAUAUGUAUUUUAAAAAUAUACUUUUUUAUAUCUUCUUAAAUAUAAUAUUCAUGCCUAACCAAAGGAAAUGCUACCAAUUUCCUUUUUUUAAAAAAAUACUGGGUAUUAAAAUUCCUGUUAUGCAAAUGUAUUUCUAACUGCAGAUUCCAGGGUUAUUUUUUCUAAUCAUCUUAUUGGAGUGUUUUGCAGCCCAAAUAAUGAAAUCAAUUUGAGGCAUAGUCAUACCAAAACUGCACAUUUAGCACUGCUGGGGAAACAAUGAGGAUAAUUGAGCAACUGUCAUUUAACAAUUAUUUUUUUCAUCUCCUAUUUUUUAUUCAGAUGCAGGGCUACUAUGAAUGGGGUUUAAAAUGAUGACUACUAGAUGGCAGUUGAAAGAAAACUUUCCUUAUUGCCAUUUAGUGAUUGACCAGAUUUUUGCAGCCCAGAUAUAUUAGUCCUUUUCAGAAAGGUACAGGAUCAUAUCUUUCAACAUGCUCAAGCUUUUAGACCUGCAUCUCAAUUUUACUUUAAUUUUUCAUCCAUUCUUUUUUUUUAAUUCCUUCAAGAAAUAGCCAAAAGAGAAUGUCACAAUAAUUUAAAACAAUAUUAUAACGUUAAGAUAAACUCAAAAGAGCAGGAUAUUUGGAGUGGGAAGCAAAAAAAUCAGAACAUUACUGUUUCGGAAUUUUGUUCAGGAUUCCAGAAAACCUUUAUUAACGAAUGGUCAGAAUAAGUCUAUUAAUAGAGGACAGUGACUUCUAGAAUAACUCUAUUAAUAGAGGACCGUGACUUCUAAUUUAGGCAUGAAAUCUGGUUGGAUGACUUUGGUCAGUUACUUUGUGUCAGCCUAACUCAUCUCACAGGGUUGUUGUGGGGAAAAAUAGAAGAAAAGUGUUAGAUAUGUUUACUACCAUGAGUUAUUCAUAAAAAUAAUAAAAGGGAGAUUAAAAAAUCUAAAAAAAUAUGCUUAAUGAAUGAAAGCUGCAGUAAGAGCAGUCAACCAAUGGAGGAGAUUGCUUCAUACAAUGAUGCAUUCCCCUUCACUGGAGGUUAGAAUGCCAUUUAUACAGCAUGCUUUAGCAGUGAGCAAUGAGUUGACCAAGAUGACAUGUAAAGUCCUUCCCAACACCUGUUUUAUGCACCUCUUACUAAUAAGCAGGCAAUUCAGCUUGAAAGGUGCCUAGACAUACCAGGUCACAUCCUAGUUUCACUGAACAAUUCACACACUUUCUUCAUAUACGUAUUUUGACUAGCCAGGGUCUAACUUUGUGUUGUCUCUAUAAAGUGACUAUUUGUGUCCUUCUUUCAGUCAGAAAAGCCUUUCUCAGAUUGAAGACAAAAUUCUAUUAAUAAAUUAUAUAAACUCUG
Messenger RNA from Crotalus tigris (Tiger rattlesnake), 3181 nucleotides. RefSeq names its product V-type proton ATPase subunit S1-like. The transcript has 10 exons. Gene Ontology annotation, cellular component: proton-transporting V-type ATPase complex. The coding region runs from base 20 to 1420 and encodes 466 amino acids. The record is from RefSeq and is a predicted model, not a curated record. NCBI's taxonomy places the organism in Eukaryota, Metazoa, Chordata, Lepidosauria, Squamata, Viperidae.